Molecule: messenger RNA, 2799 nt
Organism: Blumeria graminis f. sp. triticale
Lineage: Eukaryota; Fungi; Ascomycota; Leotiomycetes; Helotiales; Erysiphaceae
Source: the annotation of a GenBank genome assembly
AUGUCUUCAGGCUCUCUCAAAGACCUCAUUAAAGCUAUCUCCAAGUAUAAUCAAGAAUUCUCCCUACCUUUGCCAGUGCCUUUACUUGAAAUAAUAUCUUCCUACCUUGAAAGGCACAGUGCUGAUGAUGAAUUGGACUCUCAAAUUCUCCAAGAUGAACUUCUGACAGUUUAUCAAGCUAUAGCCGUUGAAAACUCUGCUUGUCUUAUCGCCUUUCUAGCAGUACUUCAAAGACUGAAGAUAGUUUUGCGAGACUCGGGGAGGCUAUUCCAGUGGUGGAAUCAAAUAUUAACACCCAUCAUUCAAAAUUUCAGUGCUGAGCCAUUGCUGGCUGUGGAAACCAAAAAAAUUCUACUCGAGUUAUUGCUGUACGAUGAUGAUAACGCUGAGGGGAGACAGGUGGAAAAUGCGAAGGCCACUAGCUGCGCUAUAACAGAGAUUCUUCUGGCAAGUUGGCUAGAGAUGACAAAAAAGGCCGACGAAGAGCUAAACGAUCAUGCAAGUACAGUUUCAGACCAGAUUCAAACAAUCCUGAUUGAAUUCGGGAAGAAAAAACCAAGGAACUUAUUGUCAGUACUAAACUCAACUUUUGUACAGCAGGAAACUCGAGUUUUGUCCCUAUCUCUACUCUGUAGUUUUUUCAGAGAUCCACCUCCUCGUCUCCAUGAAAUGCUUUCAACGCCUCUUUUCAUGAAUCUCCUUCGAUGCCUGCAGAGCGACUCUUCUGUUCGAGUAGUUUCUCUAGCGAUGACAGCACUAAUAAUGUUUCUUCCCCAUAUCCCAAGUAUAACCUCGAAACAUUUACCUGCGCUAUUCAAUAUCUACACUCGCUUGCUUUUUUGGGAUAGGGUAAAAAGGGCCGAAGAAUCUUCGUCUCCCGUAGAGAAUGAGGGAGAAAGAGAUGAUACCGCAGAAUUUGAUUGGCCAAAGCUUCACAAUUUUCUCGAUGUUGAUGAUGAAUCUGUACCAGAAAUAUUACAUUUUUUUACCUUUCUUUAUGGUCUUUAUCCGAUUAACUUUAUGAGCUAUAUCCGGAAGCCUCGAAAAUAUCUACGGCAAGCUAAAUUUCCAGGCGUGGAUGAACUCGAUAUCCAACCAAUAGAACUGAUACAAAGAUCAGAGCCUUUCAGGCAAGUGCAUCUGCUACAUCCAAAUUUCCUGACCUUCACCAUUGAUUCAGAACUCAAUGAUAACAAUCGUUGGGUAAAGAGUGAUGCUGCAGAUGUGGUUGCUGAAUGUAUGGCGCUCCAUGUCCCAAGUGAUGAUAUGCAUGAGCCGCCACACAACCCAAAUUGGCGGGCUAUAGAGCCAAAUGAAUUUGUGACUGACCAUCUUAAUAUUCAAGAGAGUUUCAGUAUGUCCCAUCAAGCUCCGUAUCCUGUUAAAAUAAAAUCCAGCUGUAAAUCAGCUGGAUUACCUGAUAGACCGUAUAGCUCAAUAGACUCCCCAAUCGAUUUCCCGAUUAGAAACUCAAAUUUAUCGGACAAAAAUUCUCUUUCUAGCAGUUCAUUUAAAAAAGAGACAAAAAUAAUAAAAGAUACUCACAUAUCCUUAUCAGCCAGAUAUUUAAACAAAAAUGAUACUCUCGCACCUACAAAGCAUGUUAAUAGCGAGGAGCAAAGAAGUAUGAUCGACGACUCUGUCGCUUCUCUCACAUUGACUAAUCAUUCGGAACCCGUCAAAAAUUAUGUAUCAUGCUCAGGCUACAGUAAUUCGUUCCAGUGUUUCCCACAUCACGAAGUUCCCUCCCAUUCUGCCUACUGUAACUCACGCUUAGCGUAUCUUUGCCGAGAAAUACAGCUUCUUAAGAACAACCUCAAUUUUGAGCGGUACCUGAAGCAGCAACACAUCUCCCAUAUCGGUCGUCUGCGGCGUAAGCAGAUAAGAGAAGCCCGCAUAGAAGCCGAAACUCAAAAUGUCAUUACUUCUAACCGUACACUAAAACUAAAAUUAGAAGAAGUUAAACGGCAAAAUACACAGCUCAAAAAAGAAUGUGAGAAAUCCAAAUCUCAUUGUCGCAAAUGGGAAGCACAACUCAGUGCUAAACUACGUUUAUUACGUGAAGAACAGAGGAAAUGGAUCGUCGAACGUGAGAAUCUCACACGAGACAUAAAUACUGCUACCAACGAUAUAGCAACCAUGAAGCAUAUAAUUGUGCAGGCAGAAGCAAACGAGCUGAAAGCUCUACAAAAGGCAACCCACGCUGAGAGUAACCUUGAAGAGCUUGAACAUCUAAGAAGAGAGGUCAGAGAUCUAGUAUUACGUGUCCGUAUAUUUGAGGUUAAGGAGGAGGUAGCCAAGACUUCAAAAAGUGAAGAAAGCUCAGCAGAUUCUCGCAUAUUUAUGCUUGAAGCUGAACUUACAGCUCGUGAUCAAGAACUGAUUGAGGCCAAAAAGACAUUUGAAAAGGAACUCUCACUAAUGCGUGAGCGAGUAUCAGAACAAUAUAAUACAUCACUCAAAUCGAAAAAAGACUGUGUACAAAAUGCAAAUAAAAACUCAGCAGCUGCAUCUCGUACCCGAAUGACAGAGCUACAAAAGAGUUAUGAUCAUUUACUAACUCGUUACUUAAAGUUACAAGAUGAAAACUAUAGUUUACGAAGUAAACUCCCCAAGAACAUCAGUCGAGACACAGAAAAAAUAACUAAUUACGAAAAAUCGUCUCAAUCUUGCUCACUGAGUACUCAUUUAAAAAAUAGCGAAAGUAACAAUUCUUUGCAUAAUUCAAGUGGUAGUUAUCCAGACGACGAUAAUAUUUCCUCACAGCCCACACCAGAACUUCUUGACAGCGGCAAAUAA